Haliotis rufescens (red abalone) is the source of this 1341-nucleotide messenger RNA. Its product is annotated as queuine tRNA-ribosyltransferase accessory subunit 2-like. The transcript is spliced from 12 exons. The record is from RefSeq and is a predicted model, not a curated record. Gene Ontology annotation, molecular function: tRNA-guanosine(34) queuine transglycosylase activity. NCBI's taxonomy places the organism in Eukaryota, Metazoa, Mollusca, Gastropoda, Lepetellida, Haliotidae. Bases 351 to 1304 code for a protein of 317 amino acids.
ACUUCCGGAUUGUGAUUUCACGUGUGUACCGGUAUUGUUUGUUAUGUUGAACUGUUUACGUUGUUUACAACCUUAGGAAACAAGUUGAUAUAUGAAGAAAAGGAUAAUGAAAUUUGUAGUGAAAAGUGUUACAAAUGGCAGUUGUCGUUUGGGUAAGAUUGAGAACAUUGGACCAUUCAUGAAGACUGUGGAAACACCCACUUGUAUGUUGUACACCAGGGGAGGCAGUGCUCCCCAUCUAACCCGAGACAUGCUACACAAGAUACAGGAUCUGCCGCCAGUUGCCAAUAUGGCUGUCAGCAUGAUGUAGUGCUGAGCACCACGAAGCACUUCAGGAAUACGGUCAAGGGAUGGCCAAGUUUUCAGCUAUGCAGGAGUUCCUGGUCUACACGUCCCUGCAUGACACACACGUGGAGAUUCCUUCAGGGUACAACGAGAAGAGUGGGAGCGCAGUGUGGACUAAAGGUGGCAAGAUGAAGGUAGACGUGGAUCUCUAUAUAAAGAUACAGUCAGCGGUCCAGCCAGACUGGUGUCAGGCUCUAAGUGAUCAUGAUACAAACGCUGAGUCGUCACGGAAACGGGCGGUGAAAUCCGUAGACAGAACAUUAUCCUUCCUCGAUCAAAUUUUAGAACAACAGUCCAAGUCUGAGAGGCUGAAGAACACUGAGGUGUUUGGGGUGGUGGAGGGAGGCUGGAAUGGCGGUGAGAGAGAGCGGUCAGCGAAGGAGACUGCGGCCAGGAAGGUUGCAGGUUUCGUAAUUGAAGGAUUUCACAGCCUUGGGCCUUCAUCGGAAACUUUCAAGAUGUCCGACGUUGAAGAACUAUUACAGAAAACACUGAACCAUCUCCCAGAAGAUAAACCAAGGCUCAUGCAGUCAAUAUGGCCGCCGGAUGAAGUUCUUCACGCAAUACAAAUUGGCAUUGAUGUUUUUGAUAGCUGCUACCCCUACACCGUGACGGAGCGUGGAGGAGCCUUGGUCUUCCAGUACGACCACCACCAACCAGUGCAUCCCGAGUCUAGGGGCGACACUGUCACAAGUACUGGAUAUGAGAUCUCCUUGAAAGACAAAGUUUACCAUGACGACUUCUCACCGCUACUGAAGGGCUGUGCCUGCUAUACAUGUCAGAAGUUCACCAGAUCGUACAUCAACCAUCUUCUCAACACCUCGGAGCUGCUGGCCGGGGUCUUGUUAAUGAUACACAACUUCCACCACUACUUCCAGUUCUUCAAGACAAUCAGACGGAGUCUGGAGGAAGGAAUGUUUGAAUCUCUGAAAGUUCUCAUCCUCCAACAGAAGAGAUAAUAUCUACUGCAAAUUAUCAAUAAAUUUUAUGUCUGUU